ACGCCGACAUCAUUGGAGGAGUUGAUGCCAUCAACUUCAUCAUGCGUGAGCCUGCCUCCACUAGUGGGAGCUACAAGAGUGAUCCAUCGCUGGGGAAAUUAUUCCAAACACUUUACAGCAUGCUGCCUGCUGCCAACAUGAAAAGUGACAAGGGGCGCCAGCAGUGAAUGCUUGAAAGACUUUCUGAAAGAGAAUCGGACGAUGAUUCCCCGUGCCUUUGCAUACAACCUGGCGAGUCUUUUUGCGGACUUUUCUGAUCUUAGUCGUGAAGAGUCGACUCAUUGCAAGGAGAUCUUCAAGAGCGUUCUCAGCUCCCUCAUCCACUGCCAGAAGCUGUGCAGGAUUGCUCCAGUACAAGCUCUUUCAGCUCAACUGGUGGUGGCGUCAAAGGCUUUGCCAACAGAGGCAGUGAAAACAGAGGCUGUGACAACAGAGGAGUUGGGCCAAGCAGCAGGACUAUAUUCCAAAUGGGAAGAAGAGCUUAACCAGAGCUUCUUGGACAUUGGGGAGUGAUGCCAGCAACAGCACGAUAAAAGGUGGAAAAGCAGGCAUCCUUUUCCUUCAAAAAUAUUCAGUUUGCUUCCAGAGGUACCUUUUGAUCCAGUCAAAAGGAAUGAAUACUUCCUUUCCAACAGCCAUUUCCGCACUUAUGAAUUGGACCGUCCUGCUCUUGAGGUUGCACUUGAAGUCGACAAUACGGCCCGGUCAAAGCUAGACAUGGCCCUCCUGAAAUUCAGGAGCCGCAUGCAGACCCUGGGCAUCCAAAACCCAUCGCCUCCUGAGUGGGUUUACGGGUUUUGCACUCGGAAUGAUACGCUGCGCAGGCUUGUCAAAAGUGGCUCUGGCUCCUCACCACUGAAAAUGCUGUGCCAGUAGUUUUGUUUUAGUAUAUUUUACUGUCCUUCAGCAAAGUCGGACAUGGCUUCCUCCUAUGUGCAUUUGGUACAGAGUACAGGAAGAGCUCAGAGGCACAAUCAACGCCAGGAGUCCUGGCCAGGAGUGCU
This is a messenger RNA of Cladocopium goreaui, 1004 nucleotides long. The record is from the annotation of a GenBank genome assembly. NCBI's taxonomy places the organism in Eukaryota, Dinophyceae, Suessiales, Symbiodiniaceae.